GCUGGCGAGGAUGGAAAGUUUACUCUACAACCAUGUUCAUAUACAGCCCAUGGGAACAUAUCACAAAACUACUUGCAAGAACUUUUUGGUAGUUUUCCAUUUCAUGGACCAGGUAGCAAUGAAUUGCAAGAUGCUGAAACCAGUGAUGAGGAUUAUCAGAUAUAUGAACACUAUAGUGAUGACAACUACACUGAUGACAACGAGUAA
This is a messenger RNA of Ilex paraguariensis (yerba mate), 207 nucleotides long. The record is from the annotation of a GenBank genome assembly. NCBI's taxonomy places the organism in Eukaryota, Viridiplantae, Streptophyta, Magnoliopsida, Aquifoliales, Aquifoliaceae.